AGGUACUGCAAUGGCUGUGUACAGUGCGUGCGUCGUUGCAACCAUAUACUAAGCAGCCUGAGUUCCGGAUAGCUGCGCUGGUUACUACUGAUCCGGAAGAAACGCUUUGUACUGGGCUGCAGCAAUCAUACUCUACUUUGGGAUGGUAGCAUCAGAAGGGUUACUCCUAAUGCGAACGCUGGCCCUCUGGCAUUCCCAGAGUACUGCCCGGAAAAUUUUAAUCGGGACAUACGUCUUAGUGGCGACUGUUAUGCUUGUCUGCAUUAUAGUACCCAGUAGCCUGAAAUUCGAGGGUAUUUGCGGCGGAACAGACGCCUCGUCUGCGGCAUCGACCAACCAAGUUACGGUAGGGAUCUUCGUGAGCGCAGCCUUCUUCGAACUUGUCGUGAUACUUUACACUCUCCUCUACACAUUGAGGUCGCAUGCAAGAACUGGUCGGUGUACUCCCACUAGGCUCGUGGCUGCCGUGACACAUGGGAAUAUGCUAUACGCGAUCUCACUGUUUGCGACUUCGAUUGUUAAUAUCAUAUUUGUUUCUUCGCCGCUCACAGGCGAUUGGCAUGGUGUUUUCAUUACCUUUCAGGGCAUUCUUCACGGGGUGUUGGGGUCCCGGAUCCUUUUCAAAUUGCAAGACGCAGUCUCCGACGGAAUCAAUACUCAAAUAUUCACCGGCGCGGGGUCGAGGAUGGAAUUCGCAUCGGUACCUCUGAGCGAUUUUACCGCGGAUGAGUUUUAAUUCGAUGCCCGCUCCGAGAUUUCCAGGCCCUGAAGUUCGCAUUCUGUUAAUAUGCAUUCGGGCCCGCUCUAUUUGACGGAAUACAUUGCAUCCCCCACAUGUCAUUACGAUUCAGUUGUCUCACUUUAGUUUUGGUUAUACCCUGCUAUCCGGGAAGACGAACUUGGGCACAAGGUCAGGUGCAUUAUACAUGAUAGUUGUAAUCUGCAUAAUUCGAUCAUCAAUUAGACUCAUUGCGUCGUAUAUGAUAGGA
Molecule: messenger RNA, 989 nt
Organism: Pisolithus orientalis
Lineage: Eukaryota; Fungi; Basidiomycota; Agaricomycetes; Boletales; Pisolithaceae
Exons: 9
Coding region: 143-736 (197 amino acids)
Source: RefSeq, a predicted model, not a curated record